AUGUCGAGAUCUUUCGCGAAUAAGCGGUUGGCAAGGGAGCUAACUAAGCUCCAAGAGCACCUUCCACCCGGAGUCGCAACUGUUAAAACCGACAGUCUGGAAGAAUUCCACAUGGACAUACAAGUCCUUGACGAAAACCCGCUCUACAAAGGCCAGACGUACCGACUCAAGUUUCUUUUUUCAAGCAGAUAUCCCAUUGAACCCCCCGAAGUCCAGUUUAUUUCUAACACGGCCCCCUCCGACACCCCCCGAUACAUUCCUAUUCACCCGCACAUCUACAGCAACGGCAUAAUCUGUCUUGAUCUCCUUAGCCAAACGGGUUGGUCCCCUGUGCAGACAGUGGAGAGUGUCUGCAUGAGUCUUCAGAGCAUGUUGACCGCCAAUACCCGAGACGAACGCCCACCGGGUGAUAUGGAGUUUGUGGCAACCAAUCGCCGACGCAUUCGGGAUAUCAAGUUUGUUUACGAGGAUGAUAAUGUUUGA
This is a messenger RNA of Penicillium verhagenii, 483 nucleotides long. Its product is annotated as ubiquitin-conjugating enzyme E2. The transcript is spliced from 4 exons. Bases 1 to 483 code for a protein of 160 amino acids. The record is from RefSeq and is a predicted model, not a curated record. Lineage: Eukaryota; Fungi; Ascomycota; Eurotiomycetes; Eurotiales; Aspergillaceae.